GUCGGGACGGCGCGAGCGCGUCCUGGACACCACGAGCGACUGGGGCGGUUAUGUAAAUGAGAAGAGGCCGCGCAGCCAAUCGCAGGGCGAGCCGCUUGAGUGGCGUCGCUUGCGGCGGCCCCAGGAUGUGGAGAAGUCCCUGACCGGCGGCGAGGCGGAGCUGACCUCGCGUGCUCGCCCCUUCCCGGAGCAGCCGCCGCCGCUGUAGCCUCCGGAGCCCGACGCAGGCACGCGACGAGGUGAAGAUGGCGGCGCGGGCGAGGCGCCGGCUGUGACGACGGGGAAGCUGCGAGCGGCCGAGGAGGGGGCAGCCCUGACCCCGGCCUGAGGGGGAGCCUCGCCCCCGGCCUGAGGCCGUCGGCUGUUGGGCUCCCCACACGAUGUUCUCAGUGCUCUCCUAUGGCAGACUGGUAGCCCGGGCAGUCCUGGGCAGCCUCUCUCAGACUGACUCCCGAGAUUAUAGCCUGGUGACUGCCAGCUGUGGCUUCGGCAAGGACUUCCGCAAGGGCAUCCUGAAGAAGGGCAUGUGCUACGGCGAUGAUGCCUGCUUCGUGGCCAGAAACAGAUCAGCAGAUGUGCUAGGGGUAGCAGAUGGAGUUGGAGGUUGGCGUGACUAUGGUGUCGACCCUUCUCAGUUCUCAGGGACUCUCAUGCGCACUUGCGAACGCUUAGUCAAGGAAGGACGGUUUGUACCAAGCAAUCCUGUUGGGAUUCUCACCACGAGCUACUGUGAGCUGUUGCAGAACAAAGUACCUUUGCUUGGAAGCAGCACAGCUUGCAUUGUCGUUUUGGAUCGAACGAGUCAUCGUUUACACACUGCAAACUUGGGGGAUUCAGGCUUUUUGGUAGUCAGAGGAGGAGAAGUAGUACACCGAUCGGAUGAGCAGCAGCACUACUUCAACACUCCAUUCCAGUUGUCAAUAGCACCUCCCGAAGCUGAGGGGGUUGUCUUCAGUGACAGCCCAGAUGCUGCAGACAGUACUACCUUUGAUGUCCAACUGGGAGAUAUCAUUCUGACAGCCACAGAUGGACUCUUUGACAACAUGCCUGACUACAUGAUCCUUCAGGAGCUAAAGAAGCUAAAGAAUGCAAAUUAUGAAAGCAUACAACAGACAGCAAGAAGUAUUGCUGAGCAAGCUCAUGAACUGGCAUAUGACCCAAAUUAUAUGUCUCCGUUUGCUCAGUUUGCAUGUGACAAUGGAUUGAAUGUAAGAGGUGGAAAACCAGACGACAUCACCGUCCUCCUUUCAAUAGUUGCUGAAUACACAGACUGACUGGCUGAAGACAUCAGUUUCUGAUGACUUGUGUUCUCCAACUGUUCCCAGCUUCACAAGUACUGUUCCUGCUGGCAGGAUAUCUUUCUCUGCAGCUGAUCUCCGUGGCUAUUCUGUGUUACGUCCAUUGCCUAUUUUAAGAUGCAGUCGAGGUCUCUGUCAAGAACCACUACUGGAGUACACUGGGCUAUCUCUUGGAGAACUGAAAUAAUCCAAUGUCCCCUCAAGAUCUGCUAUUUCUGCAACAAUAAAUAGGAAAAGCAAUUUGGGAUUUCAGACCAGAUUGGAUAUGGACAAAACUGUCCACCUUGAGCGCAAAGAUGAAGAUUCUGUGGUUGAAAUUGCUGUUUGGGUGAUGGGUUGCUUCUCCAUGGGAAACCAGGCUAAAUGUAGAAGUGGACUUCUUUAAAAUUCUAUCUGACAAAGAUAGCUGAUCUAAUUAGGAUGCUUUCAUUUCUUGUUAAAUAAGACUAUCAUUACCUGUGCUUACCUAAAAGACAAUUAUGUGAAUUGGAUGUCUGAAGUAUAAUUUGUUCAAGAAUAGUAUUUGUAAAUACAUUUAAAUGAACUGUAAAGAUAUUUAAUAAAUAUAGUAUUUAUACAA
This is a messenger RNA of Hemicordylus capensis (graceful crag lizard), 1878 nucleotides long. It is a transcript of the gene PPTC7, whose product is annotated as protein phosphatase targeting COQ7. NCBI's taxonomy places the organism in Eukaryota, Metazoa, Chordata, Lepidosauria, Squamata, Cordylidae. The coding region runs from base 381 to 1274 and encodes 297 amino acids. The transcript has 8 exons. The record is from RefSeq and is a predicted model, not a curated record.